This is a messenger RNA of Ichthyophthirius multifiliis, 1443 nucleotides long. RefSeq names its product ser thr protein phosphatase family protein, putative. Gene Ontology annotation, molecular function: hydrolase activity. The record is from RefSeq and is a predicted model, not a curated record. NCBI's taxonomy places the organism in Eukaryota, Ciliophora, Oligohymenophorea, Hymenostomatida. Gene Ontology annotation, biological process: nucleotide catabolic process. The transcript is spliced from 2 exons.
AUGUAAUAACAAUCAUAAUUUUAAACCAAAAAAAUAAAUAUUCUCCAUUUUAAUGAUGCUUAUGAAAUCGGCAGUUAAGAAAGUGAAAACCCAACUGCUACAGUCGGCGGAGUUUCCCGUUUCAAAACAAUAUGCAAAAAUUUCAAAGAAUAAAAUCCCCAAAACAGUCUUAUAUUAUUCAGCGGAGAUUUAUUUUCCCCUUCCACAAUGUCUUUAUUAUAUUAAGGUUAAUAAAUGUUAUAUCCAAUAAAUUCCUUAAAUAUAGAUGCUGCAUGUGUAGGAAAUCACGAUUUUGAUUAUAAAAUAGAUCAUGUCAUAAAAUUAACGUCUAACUGUAAUUUUCCAUGGUUAUGUAGUAAUAUAUUUGACGCAAGUACUGGUAAAAACGUAGCUGAUUUUUUACCGUAUUAUACAAAGGAAUUAAAUGGCAUAAAAGUAGGUUUUAUAGGACUUGCAGAAGAAGAAUGGCUUGAUACAAUAGUAGAAAUAGACAUAUAAACUUUAAGAUAUCAAGAAUUCGUUAAUUGUGCGAAAGAAGUUUGCCAAGUAUUAAAAGAAGAGCUUUAAUGCGAAUUUAUAAUUGCGUUAACACACAUGAGAAUACCUAAUGAUAAUAUAUUGGCUGAAAAUGUUCCUGAAAUUGAUUUAAUUUUAGGUGGACAUGAUCAUUGUAAAUAUUUCAAAUGCACCUAAAACAAAUGUGUAAUAAUUAAAAGUGGUUGCGAUUUUAAAGAAUAUUCCAUAAUAGAAGUAUAUAUCAAUAAUACUCAAAAAGGAAAUUAUUAAUUAAAAAAUGGUCAUUCGCUUAAUAUGGAUUUCUAUAAAGUUACCAAAGAUAUACCCGAAGAUCCAGAUAUUCACGCCUAUGUUGAAAAAUACAUUCAAAAAACAAAAGAAGAUAUGGAUAAAGUAAUAGGAUAUACAAAAUGUCCUUUAGACACCUAAUUUAGUACCGUAAGAACUCAAGAAAGCAAUUUUGGAAAUUUCUACGCCGAUGUGAUUAGAAAAGACACUUAAGCCGAUAUUGCUAUUUUAAAUGCAGGGACAAUACGAUCAGAUUGUAUUUUUGAAGAAGGAGAAAUUACAUUUUAAAUGAUGUGUAAAGCAUUGCCUUUUGCCGAUGUAAUAGUAGUUUUAGAAAUGAAUGGUUUUUAAAUAGUAUAGGCUUUAGAAAAUGGUGUUUCUAAAUGGCCUAAUUACGAUGGAAGAUUUCCUUAAGUUUCGGGUAUGAAAUAUUCUUUUGAUCCCAGAAAAGAGCCAAUGUAGAGAAUUGUAGAUGUUUGGGUAGGGAAUGAGAAAAUCGAUUUUGUGAAAAAAUAUAGUGUGGCGCUUAAAUAUUUCAUUAGUUUAGGAAAAGAUGGAUAUGAUAUUUUAAGAGAAUGUAAAUAUAUUGUAGACGAAACUAAUGGAUAGCCACAUUUGAAAGUUACUUUAAUAAUAUGA